Sporisorium graminicola is the source of this 1779-nucleotide messenger RNA. RefSeq lists its product as uncharacterized. The record is from RefSeq and is a predicted model, not a curated record. Gene Ontology annotation, molecular function: protein binding. The transcript has a single exon. Gene Ontology annotation, cellular component: Set1C/COMPASS complex. Lineage: Eukaryota; Fungi; Basidiomycota; Ustilaginomycetes; Ustilaginales; Ustilaginaceae. Bases 1 to 1779 code for a protein of 592 amino acids.
AUGAACGCUCAACUACUCAACCCUUUUACCAUCGAUAUCCCCGACUCUGUCUCGACCACACUCUCCACAGCCGAAUGCAGCACGCUCCUCUUCAACCACGGCUCGUCCACCCUCGCCGGGCAGUACCUCGCCGUGGGGCGCAACGACGGGUACAUCACCAUCUGGGAUAUCGAAACCAAGUCCGUGCUUCGCUUGCUCGCGGGCCACGUGCGGCCCGUAACGGGUCUAGCGUGGAGCAAUUACAACCGGUACCUUGCGAGCUGCAGUAGCGACUGGAACGUUAUCGUUUGGGACUUGGCUGCGAAGAGCACGGUGGGUCCGGUGCUCAGGCAGGAGGCUGCGGGCGGUUCAAGUCAUGGUGAGAGUGGGAUGGCGGUGGAGGGUCUGGAUGCGAGACUGCCGUUUGCAAGCGAACGUAAGAAGACGAUCCGUUUUGACUGUGCUGUAGCGUCGGUGCAAUUUGCUCCGGCCAACAGUGGGCGAUUGGUUGUGGUGCUUGCAUCGCAGGAGGCGUAUCUCAUUGACAUUCGGGACAAGAUCCGGCUGCGUCGACGACGAGCCAAGGAUGGAAAGUUACAAGUCGAAGAGCUUCCAAACGCACCGCGAAGAAUCAUUCUCACCGCCGCCAUUAGCAUGCCGACCAACACUACAGACGAAGGCGAAGGUGAAGCGUCCGAGGCAGCAACCGCAGCAACCGCAGCACCGGCGGCGGCGGGGAUAACAGCAGCCCGCUUCACCCCCGACUCGCGCUUCAUCGUUGCAGGCACCUCCAAAGGAAGCUUGCUCAUCUUUGACGCCUCCACUGGCGAGCUGCUUGACGAGCAGAAGGUGCUCAGCACAUCGUCCGGUGUGAAAGAGCUCGCGUUUGACGCUGCGGGCAAGCUUCUCGUUGUCAACUGCAAUGAUCGCGCGAUCCGGAUCGUUGCUGUCUCGUCCACGCCCAACAACGCCGAUGAAAGGGACGCGAGCGGUGGAGCAGCACGGCCGUCGAAACGCCUGCGCGCGUCCACGCUAUCGCUAACGCUACUGCACAAGAUCCAGGACAUGAUCCAGCGCACAGCCUGGAAUAAUGUCGGCUUCUCGCCCUCAUCCGAUUACAUCUUCGCGGGUGCCGCACACAAAGCGAGCCACAACGUGUACGUCUGGGACCGCACCUCGGGGACACUAUCCAAGAUCCUCGAGGGGCCGAAAGACUGGUCGAUUGGCGUCGACUGGCAUCCGGCACGGCCCAUGUUGGCGUCCGCCAGCAACACGGGUGCGAUUUACGUGUGGUUCACCCCGACCGAGGAGAUCUGGAGCGCGUAUGCGCCAGGGUUCGAAGAGCUCGAGGAGAACAUGGAAUACGAGGAGCGCGAAGACGAGUUUGAUUUCAUCGACGGCAAGGACGACAUGGAUCGGCUGCGUCAGGAGGAGCAGGAGGCUGCAUUCGUCAGGAUCAGCGAGGGCUCAGCUAGGAGGAUGGCGAGGGGGAGACAAGGGAUGCAGGCGGGAGACGUCGAGGGGAUGUUAGGGUUGAGUCAAGAGGAGGGGAGUAGGGAAAGGAAAGCGCUCAAGAUGGUCGUAUCCAGAUUGGACGAGAUGUGCUAUGAUUCGGGAUGGCAGUCGUUGGGGGCGCGUACGAAUGGGAAGCAGACAGACGGGAUGGCGGUAGAUGGCGAAAAGGAGGACGAGGAGAGGCUGCUCGAGUUUGAACUGUUGGACAACGACGAGAGCGACACGUUUGUCAUUCCUCCUCGCCUCGAGAUCGACUAUUCGGAUUUCCACGAUGAUCACAUCUAG